UCAGCUCGACUAUUUCUUACGAUCCCUAACUCAACCGUCCAGGUGGGCGGGACCUCCGGGCGCGGGAAUCUGUUCGAGUUUCUGCUCGCUGGUUCUGGUCUAGUCCUAGUUCUGUUCUGGUCCUGGUCUGCUUCUUCAAACGCAAGAUGAUGCGCAGGAAGCGACCCUCGGGGGGGAAAACAGAAGGUUCUGCGUCCGUGGAAGCCGGUUCAAACAAAACGAAGAAGUCCCGUCCGACCGGGAGCAGGUCUAGGGGGGAAGUCCAGGAGGACGAUGAGCAGGUCCAGGAGGAGAGCGGUGGCCCGUUUGUCGUGAUGCUGCGGGCCGCGGGUGUCACUCUGGGUCAGGCCGGGACCGCCAACCAGAUCGCUGUCGACCAGGUCGUCUUUCAGAAGAGACUCCAGCAGAAGCUGCUGAGAAGCCCACGGUACCCGGGGAUCCUUCAGGAUUUCAACGCUGGGAUGGAGGGGCACAUGGAGGACCCAGAACGCUUCAGGUCCUGCCUCCUCCCGUGUGUCCCGAAGCUGACUGAUGGAGGGUCCGGUGCUGCCAGCUCCUUCCAAGAGAGCCUGCUGCGCAUGCUGCUGGGAAUGGAUCUGCUCCAGAACUCUGUGAUCAACAUGCUGGUGGAGAAGGUCCCAGAGUUCAUGUUGAGCAGCGGGGAUGACGGGGGGCUGAACGUUCCUCGGGUCAUCAUCAACCAGCUGAAGUGGCUGGACCGCGUGCUGGACAGUAAGGAGUUGGCCACUAAGCUGAUGGAGCUGGUGUCAGUGGCGCCCGUUGAGGUCCAGCGUGACGUCAUCACCAGUCUGCCCGAGAUCCUGGAUGACUCGCAGCACAACGACGUCGCCCGGGAGCUCAAGGCUCUGCUGCUGGAGAAGACUCAGCUGACCGUGGCCAUCCUCGACACGCUCUCCAGUCUGAACCUCAGUUCAGCUCUGCUCGCUGAGGUCCGAGGCGUUGUCACGGCUACGCUGACGGCUGUCCAACUGGAUGACCUGCCUGUGGUGGUCAAGUUCAUCCUGCACUCCGUCUCGGCCUCCGACGCGUACGAGGUGGUGCAGGACCUGCGUCUGAAGCUGGAGCUGGACCAGUGGGCCGUCUCCCCGGUGCUGAAAGCCUCCCAGAAGCGGCUGAAGGGAAGGACCCCCGCACCCAGCCAGGACAGUGUGGCGCUGGUCCUGGACGGCAUCAAGUCGACCAUGCGGUUCCAGAAGACCCUCUCUGAGGCCUGGCUGAAGGCAAUAGAGAACGUCACCGAGGCCAAGGAUCACAAGGUCAUCGACGUGCUGCUGCUGCUCAUCCUGCACGCCACCAACGCCAACCACAGCCGCCGCGGCGCCGAGAGGCUGCUGAGGCUCAAAGCGAGGGCGGGCCUCAUCACGGAGGAGCUCCUGCAGAGGACCUUCAAGGGCUACGCUCAGGUCAUGCGGGGGUUCUUCCCCUCCAUCCGGGCCCUGGCCCAGAGCCUGCUGCGCUCCCCCGACACCGCCGUGGUUCCCUUCGGAGGACACAUGUACCGCCUCUCCUUCAUCACCUUCGACUCCUACUGCCAGCAGGAGGUGGUGGGCUCCCUGGUGGCUCACGUGUGCAGCGGUGUGGGGGGGGAGGUGGACGUGGCCCUGGAGCUGCUCUGUGGCCUGGGGGCCGAACACCCCUCGGAGAUGGUCCUCUACGCCGUCUUCGUCAAGGGGAUCCUUGACUACAUGGACCACCUCACACCCCGGCAGAUCCGCCGGCUCUUCCAGGUGCUCAGCCGGCUGGCCUUCGGAGCGCCGUCGCUGGGCUGCAGCAUCCAGGAUGACAUGCACAUCGUGAUCCGCAAGCAGCUCUCCAGCACGGUGCCCAAGUACAAGCGCAUCGGCAUCAUGGGGGCCGUGAUGGUGGUGGGCAGCAUGGGGGCCAGCCGGCCUCAGGCGGAGGGCUCCCAGAGUGCAGCCCUGCCCCAGGAGACCUACAGACAGGUGACGGCCCUGCUGGAGCUGGUGACGGCCUGCAGCGUCGGCUGCCCUGAGGCGGCCGCCCUCUGCUACGACGAGCUGGCCAACCUGGUGCUGAGCAACAUACUGGACCCCACGGUGCAGGAGUGGAUCGGUAAGAGUGUGCUGGAGGACUUCCAGGAUGACUUUGUGGUCGACCUCGGCCCACAGAUCACAGGCUCCCUUCCCCUCCCAGCAUGUGUGCUGUUCAACCUGGACGAGGAGGAGAGUGAGGGCGGCAUCGCGGUCAACCUGCUCCCCCUGCUGGCCAGAGAGGUGCAGCACAGGGCUGAGCCAUGGAGCAGCAAGACCCCCAAGAGGCAGGUGUCCGCUGUCUGUCUCUCUCCGUUCUUCCGGCUGCUGAGGGUUUGUGAGGAGCGGCAGCACCAGGGAGACCUGGAGGAGAUCGACGCGCUGCUAGGCUGCCCCCUGAUCCUGACUGAUCUGGCUGUGGUGGAUAAGUUGGAGACCCUGACGAAGGCGGAGAGAGAGCUGAUGUGUUCGCUGCUCUUCACCGCCAUCAACUGGUUCAGAGAGGUUGUGAACGGCUUCUGUAGACUCAGAGAGACGGAGAUGAAGAUGAAAGUGAUGAACCGCCUCCAGAACAUCACCGCCCUCCAGACGAUGCUGGAGACGACACUAGCAGUUUCCCCGGGAUACAUCCCACCUCUCGCCAACUUUGACGGCGACGCAUCUGAAGCAGCCUCUGUCCCCACCUCCUCGGCUCAGCCGAGCAGGGCGAAGAAAGACGGAGCGGGGAAGAAGAGGAAAAGCUCCAGCAAGACGUCCCCGGAGAAAAGCGACGUCCUGGAGGAGUCUGAGGAGACCCAGCAGGAGCCUGCGGAGAAGGCGGAGAAGGCAGAGAAGGGGAAGAAGGAGGAGAAGGCGGAGAAGGGGAAGAAGGGGGAGAAGGAGGGCCGUCCGUCCGUCAGUCUGGGGGGGUACCGGCCCUUCUUCAGGGAGCUGGACAUGGAGGUGCUCAGUGUGCUGCAGUGUGGCCUGCUCCCCCGCAAGGCGCCCGACACAGAGCUCAACACCAAGGAGCGAGAGGAAGUCCUGCUGGGGCCGGCGGAGCUGCUCUUCCUGCUGGAGGACCUGCAGGCCAAGCUGGAGUUCAGCCUCACCGCCGCGCCGGCCAAGAGAGUCCCCUUCGCCAAGGGCCGGACAGAGAAGAGUGUGGGCUUCUCCCACCUGCACCAGAGGAGCUCUAAGGAGGUGGCCUCCUACUGCAUCCAGCUGCUGCCCAGCCUCUGCUCCCACCUCGAGGGCUGCCACAACCACUUCCAGACGGUGCUGUCGGAGAACGGGGGUGUGGUGGACGGGCCCGCCACGGACCCCCUGGAGCACCAACUCCUGUCCUCCGCCUACCAGCUGCUCCUUCAGGUCCUCAACACCACCUUCAGCUGGUCUGGGUUCUCCCAGCCGGGCCACCGUAGUUUGCUGAAGAGCGCUCUGGCGCUCCUGGCUAGCAGGCUGAAAGAAGGCGCGCCUGACUUGACCCUGGAGCAGCUGGUCAGACACGGCUUCGACUACCUGCUCAACCUCCGCAGCACCGUGCCCACGCUGGGGGCUGCGCUGGGGCUCUGCCAGCUGCUGGCCACCGUGACCUCCAGGGCAGGGCCCGCCGCGGCCUACAGGGAGCAGACGGCCUCACUGGCGCGUGGGUUCCUGACCCAGCCGUGGGUGAACGCCUCUGGAGAGCGGGAGAGAGGCCAGAAGUUCAAUGAGGGCCUACAGACUGUCCUCGGGAUCUACCUGGAGCACGUGGACGACGUGCUGACGGCCGUGGAGGAGAUCGCUGGGGAGGGCGUCGCUGAGCUGGUCAACGCAGCCAAGGACGCCAGCUCUGAGACCUGGCCCACCCUCACCAGGCAGACCUUCCUGGUGUUCUACAAAGGGAUGCUGUGGGAGCUGGAGAAGGCUGUGAAGAGGAUCCCGGCGGGAAAGAUGAGUGACAGCUUCGAGAGCCAAAGUGUGAAGCUGCUCACCUGGAACCUUGCAGUCCGAGACUUUCACAUCCUGGUCAACCUGGUGAAGGUGUUUGACGGCAGGCCAGUCGUCAACGCAUGUCUUAAGUUCGGCCGUCUCUUCCUGGAUGCGUUCCUCAGGCUGGGGAUGCCCCUGUUGGAUCACAGCUUCAAGAAGCACAAGGAGGAUGUCCAGAGUCUACUGAAGACCUUUCAGCUCAGCACCAGGCAGCUUCACCACAUGUGUGGUCACUCAAAGAUUCGUCAAGACACGAGCCUGACCAAUCACGUGCCGGCCCUGAAGAAGAGCCUGGAGGUGUUCAUCUACCGCGUGAAGGCCAUGCUGACGCUCAACAACUGCCAGGAGGCCUUCUGGACGGGCAACCUGAAGAACCGCGACCUCAAGGGAGAAGAGAUCCUCUCCCAGCAGGCCCGGGACAGUGAGGAGGAGCAGGAGGAGGAGGAGCAGCUGGAGGAGCAGGACGAGGAGCAAGCAGAGGAAGAGGACUCUGACUCUGGGGACAAGAGGAGGCCGGGCGGAGACCUGGAGGACGACAUCACAGACGACUCGGACGACUAAACCGUCCGAGUCCUAACCCCAACCCUAAAACAUGUUGUAUAACAUCCCAGUUAGACAGCAUGUUGGACAACCCUAAACUAAACCUAACCCAGUGGAACAACAUGUUUUAAGAACGUCCCAGUUAGACAACAUGUUGUAAGAACAGUUCGACAACAUGUUGACGUCCCAGUUAGACAACAUGUUGUAAGAAGGUCCCAGUUAUAGACCACAUGUUGAUGUCCCAGUUAGACAUCAUGUUGUAAGAACAGCCCAGAGACACUUUGAAAUUAUUGUAGAUUUUUUUCACUGGGAUCAUAAAUCAUACGUUUUUCAUGUUUCCAUUUGGUGCCAAAUGUGUUAAUAACAUGUUACACUGUUAUUUAUUUGAUUAAAAGCCAGUUAAUUGUUAA
Molecule: messenger RNA, 4915 nt
Organism: Gadus morhua (Atlantic cod)
Lineage: Eukaryota; Metazoa; Chordata; Actinopteri; Gadiformes; Gadidae
Gene: fancd2
Product: FA complementation group D2
Exons: 44
Coding region: 147-4526 (1459 amino acids)
Biological process (GO): interstrand cross-link repair; mitotic intra-S DNA damage checkpoint signaling; homologous chromosome pairing at meiosis
Cellular component (GO): condensed chromosome; nucleus
Molecular function (GO): DNA polymerase binding
Source: RefSeq, a predicted model, not a curated record